This is a messenger RNA of Acanthochromis polyacanthus (spiny chromis), 1670 nucleotides long. It is a transcript of the gene c2cd4a, whose product is annotated as C2 calcium dependent domain containing 4A. The record is from RefSeq and is a predicted model, not a curated record. Lineage: Eukaryota; Metazoa; Chordata; Actinopteri; Pomacentridae. The coding region runs from base 228 to 1580 and encodes 450 amino acids. The transcript is spliced from 2 exons.
GGAUCCAGUUUGAGCUGCACAGGAGGCGUGUGUUAGAUUUAUUGGUUUUCUGCUUCAUUUAAACUGCCUGCAUCUCUCAAACAGCCACAGAUUUGCUGAACCUCCAUCUGCUGUCACAACUUCUCCAUCUCACCACACCUUAGCCGGAGCUAUCAGUCUAUCCUGCCUGGGACAGCUUCGUGGAUUAUCCAUAUCUUCAGAAUACAAGACUUUACAGAUUUCUACCCAUGUGGGUGGUGGAGAAGAUCCGUGUGUCAGUGGAGAGAUCUAACCUGCCUAUCCCGUCAGCAGAGCUCAGCUUUAAAAUUGGCGACAUCAUGUUAGGAGAAAAAGCUGACAAACCCAAGAGGAUUUCUCUCUGUCCUAACAUCAUCACCCCCAACAACAUCCCAGAGUUCUGCAUCCCCCCAACAAUCCUGUCCCUGCAGGAGAUGAAGAAUACGGAGCAGAGCCGAAUGUCUCGCAUUGUCAAAGUGUCUCCCUGUGGCCGGGCCAGCCCUGAAACAGAGGUGACAUUUCAUGAGCCACUCAACCCGCAUAUCAUUCAGGUGGAAAGUGUGGAUGAGAGCCCCUAUGACGGCGGCAGUGAUGAGGAAACCACCAAUGCAGAUCCCCAUAGCCAGGCCGCAUUAUCUCUCCCACACUUGGCCAAAGCUCAGACCAGUUAUGGCUUUUGUACCUUACUAGAGAGCCCCCACACCCGGAGGAAGGAGUCCAUUUUCCAUUCUGAUCCCGGCUCCUCUCCCCUGCUGCUGCCCAGGAGUCGGUCCAGCAUGUGCUCCAAAGUUUCCCCCUCCACCUCGCCCUCCUCCUCUCCUUCUUCAUUCAGCCUCAACAGCCUGACCUCUAGGCUUUCCCCGAGAGGCUACACCCUGAACUGGCAGGCCACCCUGGACAGCGAUACAACUUCCUCCACUGAAUCCUCUCCUUUCAGCUCACCGCUGCUAACCAGGUGCCCUGCCAAGUCUUCCCUCUUCAAAGCACUGAGCCAUGAACUGCUAUUGUCAAGGAACAUGAGGAAGGCAAUGGUGUCCAGGAACAAUUCCCUGUCCACAGAUGAAGGCAGCUCCACAGACAACAGCCCCAAUGUCAUGAGGAGGGCAUCAGAAGGGUUAGCUGAAGGGCUGCCCAGCAGUUACAGCCUUGCGCCGCCCAACAUCUUCCCCAUGGACUUGACUCUGCACAAAGAGAGGGUAAUGAAGGAGAGAAUGGUGCCCAUAGGAAAAGAUGGCAGUCUGAGACUCUCAGCAGAGUACUGUCUGGACAACCAAAGACUGAGGAUUCGACUUAUCAGUGCGGAGGGCCUCUAUCCUCUUUCUGUAGACCCCAAGAUUAUCAACUGCAGCAUCAGCCUCUCUCUGGUUCCUGGAAAAGUCCAGAAGCAACGCAGCACAGUAAUCAGAAAGAGCCGUAAUCCAAUCUUCAACGAGGAUUUCUUCUUUGAUGGUAUCUCCGAGGAUGACCUCAGCCAGCGCUCCCUUCGCUUUAAAGUGGUGAACAAAAUGUCCACCCUGAAAAGAGACUAUCUGCUUGGUGAUUGUGAUUUGCCCCUUUCAAGCAUUGUAACACUAUCAACUUAAAUACUUCUUGAACUAUUUAUUUAUGUAAUGAAUUAUUUAUUUUCAUUUUUUAUUGUAAAACAAGAUUUUAUAUAAAAAUAUGGAAAUUAC